UACACAGGACGGUUCCUCCCCAACGGAGAGUUUGGAGAUCUGCGAAUCUGCGCCAUCAAUGUGAAACUAACAUCGCUCCACAUUUAUUAAGAGUUCGGGCAGAUUUACUCUGAACAGUACGUUAAUAAACGAUGUUCGUCUCGACGGAAGACGCGACGCCUUCUUUUAAAGGGUUUACUUUAAUCCUGCCCGCCGUUUCUGUGGGGAAUGUGGGCCAGCUGGCCGUAGACUUGGUCAUCUCCACCCUGAACAUGCCGAAGGUGGGGCACUUCCACACCGACUGUCUGAUCCCCAUGGUGGGCAACGACCCGUACAGCAGCUCGGAGCAGGUCAGCACUAAUGCAGAAGUUUACUUACACAGUGACCUCAAGCUGGCUGUGCUUCAGAUAAGAUCUCCAGUCUUACAGAAUAAGGUCAAAUCAUUCCGUAAGCUGUUGGUGUCCUGGAUUAAGAGCAGUGGAUUCUUCAGAACGGUGCUGCUGUCCAGCAGUCAUGCAUACCAGAGGGAUGACCAGCAGCUCGAGGGAUCGGCGCUGCGGUACCUGCUGAGUCCGGCUCUGCAGGACGUAGGGGACACUCUGAGGGAGCUGGGCUGGGCAGAGCUGGAGAAAGUGAGCGCUUUUCCCGGCAUUAACGACUCAGAGAAACGCCUCUACAUCCCCGGAGGAGGAGUCACCAAAGGCCUCUACUCUGACUGCUGUGCGGAGAGCGUCCCGCUGGCUGUGGUGCUGCUGUUCUGCUCUGAGGGAGAUAACGUCCCCGACGCGUUCACACUGACCAACCACCUGAACGACUGGCUCCACCUGCUGGAAAAGUCUCCUCAGGGUUCGACUCCAUGGAGGGCUCCUUCAUCCUGGAGGCUGCUGUUUGGAAGCGGCAUCCCACCCCUGCUCUUCUGAGGACUCAGAACACCCAGCAGUGUGCUGGUACUCACGCAGUGGGCUGACCUUAAUGUGGGAAAAUGGGAAACUGACCAUUCCCAUUUGUGACUGGACUGUUAGAAAUGUCAGCACUUGCAAGUCGAAGGUCAUUCCCAGAAAAAAAAAACAUACACUCUGGGUCCUGAUGAAUGAGGGACGUUUGUGUAUAAUGCAAAUCGUCGCAGUCGUGAGAAGAACCUUGUUUCUCUGAAAAAAGCGGUAACUUUCUAGAAGACCACACUUAAAUUUAAUGUACACUAGUGAAAUCAGAUUUUAUGCCAAGUCACUUUGGACCUUCUUCUAUCAGUCCAUACAUCAUAAAAUUAUGUAAAUAAAUAAAUACCUUUUGAGGAUUUGAUAUGACUGUGACUGAAUGAGCGUAUACAGUAGAGCCUUUGCCAAAUUCCCUGUUUCUUAGAGUUGUGUUUACUGUAAAAUGGCUUAAUGUGAUUAAACAUUAUGAUGGUUUUGA
Molecule: messenger RNA, 1392 nt
Organism: Colossoma macropomum (tambaqui)
Lineage: Eukaryota; Metazoa; Chordata; Actinopteri; Characiformes; Serrasalmidae
Gene: psmg2
Product: proteasome (prosome, macropain) assembly chaperone 2
Exons: 7
Coding region: 132-899 (255 amino acids)
Biological process (GO): proteasome assembly
Cellular component (GO): nucleus; cytosol
Source: RefSeq, a predicted model, not a curated record